AUGGGUGUGAAAACAUUUACUCAUAGCUCCUCUUCCUACAGCCAGGAAAUGCUUGGAAAGCUAAAUAUGCUGCGAAAUGAUGGACAUUUUUGUGAUAUCACUGUUCGUGUCCAGGACAAAAUCUUCCGGGCACAUAAAGUAGUACUACUAGCAGCUUGCAGUGAUUUCUUUCGCACCAAACUUGUAGGCCAAGUAGAGGAUGAGAGCAAGAAUGUGUUGGAUCUGCAUCAUGUUACCAUGGCUGGCUUUAUGCCCCUCCUAGAAUAUGCCUACACGGCCACUUUGUCAAUUAACACAGAAAAUAUUAUUGAUGUUCUAGCUGCAGCCAGCUAUAUGCAAAUGUUUAGUGUUGCUAGCACCUGCUCAGAAUUCAUGAAAUCAAGCAUUUUAUGGAAUACACCCAACAACCAACCAGAAAAGGGUCUAGACGCUGGACAAGAAAAUAAUUCUAACUGCAAUUUUACUUCCCGAGAUGGAAGCAUGUCUCCAGUGUCUUCAGAGUGCAGUGUGGUAGAAAGAACCAUUCCUGUCUGCGGAGAAUCCCGGAGAAAGCGCAAAGGCUACAUUGUUAUGUCUCCUGAAAGUCCUGUAAAGUGUAGCACACAAACAAGUUCACCCCAGCUGAAUUCUUCAGCUUCCUACUCAGAAAAUAGAAAUCAGCCAGUUGACUCUUCUUUAGCUUUUCCCUGGACUUUUCCUGUUGGAAUUGAUCCAAGGAUUCAACCUGAGAAGGUUAAGCAGGCAGAAAAUACUUUAGAAUUACCUGGCCCGUCUGAGACAGGUAGAAGAAUUGCUGAUUACCUGACUUGGGAAAGCACAAAAACUACCUUGCCUCUGGGUACAGAAGAAGAUGUCCGAGUCAAAGUAGAAAGGUUAAGUGAUGAGGAGGUCCACGAGGAAGUGUCCCAGCCUGUCAGUGCGUCUCAGAGUUCCCUGAGUGAUCAGCAGACAGUGCCAGGAAGUGAACAAGUCCAAGACGACCUUCUGAUUAGUCCACAGUCUUCCUCUACAGGCUCAGUAGACGAAGGCGUUACCGAGGGAUUACCUACACUUCUAAGCACUUCUAGCACUAAUGCUCAUGCAGAUGAUGAUGAUCGAUCAGAAAAUGUUCAGUAUCCCUACCAACUCUACAUUGCUCCUUCUACCAGCAGUUCAGAACGACCAACUCCAAAUGGUCCAGACAGACCUUUUCAGUGUCCGACCUGUGGGGUGCGAUUCACCCAUAUUCAGAAUCUAAAACAGCACAUGCUCAUCCACUCAGGAAUUAAAGGAUUUCAGUGUGACGGCUGUGGGAAAAAGUUCACCAGGGCUUACUCGCUAAAGAUGCAUCGCCUAAAGCAUGAAGUACCACUCCAAAGGCCAAGAAGCAUGAUUGAGAACAGUCAGGCUAUGGAUGAAAUGACCAGGAAUGGAGAAUGA
Molecule: messenger RNA, 1419 nt
Organism: Lemur catta (Ring-tailed lemur)
Lineage: Eukaryota; Metazoa; Chordata; Mammalia; Primates; Lemuridae
Product: zinc finger and BTB domain-containing protein 44-like
Biological process (GO): positive regulation of gene expression; regulation of transcription by RNA polymerase II
Molecular function (GO): DNA-binding transcription factor activity, RNA polymerase II-specific; protein binding; RNA polymerase II cis-regulatory region sequence-specific DNA binding
Source: RefSeq, a predicted model, not a curated record